AUGAAAUACAGUUGGCGAAAACGUGAGAAUCACUGUGACUUGGUUCAGCUGAUGUCAAUAUUACGUGAGAUACUAAGUUUACCACAAUUUGGCGGUGAAUUAUUUGUUCUGGUAGAAGAAAUAAAUUUAGAAAAAAAUACUGAGAAAUUUACAAUCAUCUUCUUGGUCAAAUGGACGUCUAUACAAGCAUUCAACUUCCACAAUAUUUUAAACCGUUUCUACAAAAAUACCUUUGAAUCUCAGAGUGGUGUCAGCUAUGCUUGA
Echinococcus granulosus is the source of this 264-nucleotide messenger RNA. RefSeq lists its product as hypothetical. Lineage: Eukaryota; Metazoa; Platyhelminthes; Cestoda; Cyclophyllidea; Taeniidae. The transcript is spliced from 2 exons. Bases 1 to 264 code for a protein of 87 amino acids. The record is from RefSeq and is a predicted model, not a curated record.